This is a messenger RNA of Schistocerca gregaria, 1811 nucleotides long. RefSeq names its product crossover junction endonuclease MUS81-like. NCBI's taxonomy places the organism in Eukaryota, Metazoa, Arthropoda, Insecta, Orthoptera, Acrididae. The transcript is spliced from 11 exons. Gene Ontology annotation, molecular function: 3'-flap endonuclease activity; crossover junction DNA endonuclease activity; DNA binding. The record is from RefSeq and is a predicted model, not a curated record. The coding region runs from base 86 to 1729 and encodes 547 amino acids. Gene Ontology annotation, biological process: mitotic intra-S DNA damage checkpoint signaling; DNA catabolic process; double-strand break repair via break-induced replication. Gene Ontology annotation, cellular component: Holliday junction resolvase complex; nucleus.
UCAAAUAUUUGGCGCAGUUUGUGUUUACUUUACUGUAGCAGUGUAGCAGCAAGUGUUGUGCAUAAAGUAAUAACAGUUAUAUCAAAUGGAUAUAGGAGCUCAGUCAUCUCGGAAGAGGAUUAAAAAGAAGAUAAAGCAUCCGAAUCCUUUGUUUGAAAAGUGGUUGAAAGAAUGGCAAAAUGAAGCUCGCGAGCGAGGUUCAGACAUACAGUAUUGCUAUGCCAAAGCACUCAGGUCACUUAAAAAAUAUCCACUGCCUUUAAGGAGUGGUAAGGAGUGCCGUAUUCUGCAGAAUUUUGGUACAAAAAUUUGUGAUAUGCUUGAUCGCAAAUUAGAAGAAGUUGGGCACAAGCAUGCAGAAGAAUCUCCUGAUUUUCUCGCUCAGGAUGUGAGUAUUGGUCCACGCGCAUCAAAGCCCAAAAGUCAAGUAAGAAGAAAGUCAAAGUCAGCUGGGCAAACUGAACAGAAGACAAAGCUUCUUAAAUCAGCUAAAAAUAGAACUACUUCCAGAAGUGCUAAAUCACCAGAAAAUGGACUUAACCGUCCAGUUCAUGAGCUCUCACCUGAUGACUCGGAAGAUAAUGUAACAGACAAGCAGCUUCCAAACUGUGAACAAAUAUCUUCAGGUUCUUUUCAAAACAUUGAAACAAAUAUGGUACAAAUAACAAGCACAUCUGCAUGUACCCAUCUAUCAGAUGUAAGGAGUUUGAUACAUAGAGAAGUAGUGAAUUAUGACGUGGAAAUUAAAAGAUGUGCAUCAGCUGUGAUUCCCACUUCAUCAUUCACCACAAUAACGCAGAAGGAAGAACAGGUAACACAACUAGCAAGGGGACAUAAUAAAACAGUGCAGGAAGAAUGGAGGCAACUUGAUGAGCCAGUACAGCCUGCUUUAUCUACAUUCAAACUGCCUGGUGGAUCUUUUUGUAUUGUACUGCUUGUCGAUGUAUCUGAAACUACUGGAAAUCAUCUUAAACAAUCUCAAGGUGCAUUAAUUACUGAAUUGAAACGUUUGCAAGUCAACGUUGAAGUUCGCCAUCUUAAUGUUGGAGACUUCGCAUGGAUAUGUCAAGAUAAUUCAAAGAAUGAAGCAGUUCUACCAUAUAUUGUAGAAAGGAAACGGACAGAUGAUUUUGCAAAAAGUAUAAAGGAUGGGCGCUUUCAUGAACAAAAGUUUAGACUUAAAAAAUGUGGUGUUCAGAAUCGCAUCUAUCUAGUAGAAAGCCAUGGAAAUAAUCAGCAUCUUGGACUGCCACUUAGUACUAUUGAGCAGGCUGCUGCCAACACACAUGUUGUAGAUGAAUUCAUCAUCACAAGAACACCAGGGCCACUGGGAACUAUCAAAUACCUUAGCUGCGUCACCAAUUUUAUUACAAGGACAUUCAAGGACAAGAUGAUUGUCAGUUGUCCCAAGGAACAUCUACCUCCACUCUUCCUCGCAUCGGACACUGUAUCGCUUAUGGCAUUCAGUGACUUCAAUGGUGCUGCAAGGAAGAAAAUGCAAUAUACAGUGAAGGAGAUGUUCAUCAAACAGCUUGUGCAGUUAUAUGGAAUGUCUGUGAGCAAGGCACUAGCAGUAGUGCAGAUUUAUCCAUCUCCGUCAGAAUUAAUGAAGGCAUAUGCACAAGGAGGAGGAGAUGACCUGCUGAGUAACAUUUUAUAUGGAAAGACACGUAGAAAGAUAGGCCCAGCACUAAGUAAAACAAUUUAUCAGUUUUAUACCCAUGUAUAAGCAUAAUUAAUUAAUUUAUCCAACUGGGAUUUACUAGUUGUAUAUUUGGGGAAUUAAACAAUAGAGUAACAUUUUGAAAUGA